AUGAAGUUUAGACGGCCUCAGCUUCGAGUGCCGCAGUCGCGCUCUGCUUUUGCGGAUGGAAGUGCUCGCUGGACCAAUCUCGAUCUCGAUCCGGUUCCUUUUCAUCGUCGACAAUGGGGACCGCUCAGCUUCAUCUCGUAUUGGGUCUCCGACGCCUUUAAUGCAGCUACAUGGCAGUUUGCUAGCAGUAUAAUAGCAGUCGGACUUAGCUGGCGCGAAUCACUCAUAAUCGUCGCGAUUUCGUUCUUCAUCAUGUCUUUCGUCAUCGCGGGCAACGGUGCUGUCGGUGCGAUCUAUCACAUUCCGUUCCCGGUGAUCUCACGGGCUAGCUGGGGAUUCUGGGGAUCAUACGUCGCCAUUGUCUCUCGGGUUAUUUUGGCGCUGUUUUGGUUCGCAAUUCAGAACGUCAACGGCGGCAACGCCGUGCGUGCCAUGAUUGGAGCUAUCUGGCCUAGCUUCUUGAGGGUCAAGAACGAGAUUCCUGAGGAUCAGGGCAUUACAACCAAUGGCAUGGUCGGAUACUUUAUCUUCUGGCUGUUUCAACUUCCGUUUCUCUGCAUCCACCCGAACAAAGUGCGGUGGCUGUUUGUGGUCAAGUCCGUGCUUGUGCCGAUCGCAUGGAUUGCGAUUUUGAUCUGGGCGUUCGUGGCAGAGGGAGGAGGGGCAAUGUUCGAGCAGAAAGCGACUGUCUCGGGGUCACAGUACAGCUGGGUGUUUUUGGCGAGUAUGACAUCGGUCCUGGGGAACUAUGCCACUCUUAGUGUGAAUCAGUCCGACUUUUCUCGAUACUCGCGUGUUACGGCAAAGUGGCAGCUUCUCUACGUCCCUAUGCUGCCUAUCGUGUUUACAUUCAUCUCGUUCAUCGGCAUUGCCGCCUCCUCAGCUGGCUACGCCAGAUAUGGCGGAUCAGUCCCAUGGGACCCAAUCGAGCUAAUCAGCCACUGGUCCAGCCGGGCAUGUCGCUUUUUCGCAGCAUUCUCAUUCGCUCUGGCUUCUCUGGGUGUCAACAUCUCCGCCAACUCGAUCUCGGCAGCCAACGAUCUGAUGGCCCUGUUUCCAGGACACGUCAAUUUGCGCCGAGGCCAGAUCAUCUGCGGUAUUUUAUCAUGGGCUCUAGUGCCAUGGAAGAUCCUUGAGUCGGCGGACAGCUUCCUGAACUUCAUGUCAGCGUAUGCCAUCUUCCUGGGACCGAUCGCGGCUAUCAUGCUGUGGGACUUUUGGCUGCUGAAGCAUGGAAAGUACGAUACCCUGGCUCUGUACCAGCCAAACAACCCGGUGUAUCGAUACUCGAAAUGGGGCGUGAACUGGCGCGCCAUUGUGGCGUUUAUUGUCGGUGUUGUGCCGAGUCUGCCAGGGCUGAUCAACUCUGUCAAUAGCAGUAUCUCGGUUGGCGUGGGUAUCCACCCGUAUCAAUUCGGAUGGCUGCUGGGAUUUGUGGGGACCAGCGUAGUGUAUGUCGGGUUAUCGUGGGUGUUUCCUGCCCGACAUGCUAUUAUCGACAGGGCCGUGAUGGCCGAAGAAAUCUACGAUGGACGCGAAGUUGACGGAGAAUCCGAAGAAAAGUUGGACAACAUGGACGAGAAGGCCAAAGUAUAA
This is a messenger RNA of Aspergillus luchuensis, 1596 nucleotides long. RefSeq names its product nucleobase cation symporter-1 family protein. The transcript has 2 exons. Gene Ontology annotation, molecular function: nucleobase transmembrane transporter activity. The record is from RefSeq and is a predicted model, not a curated record. Gene Ontology annotation, cellular component: plasma membrane. The coding region runs from base 1 to 1596 and encodes 531 amino acids. Gene Ontology annotation, biological process: nucleobase transport; transmembrane transport. Lineage: Eukaryota; Fungi; Ascomycota; Eurotiomycetes; Eurotiales; Aspergillaceae.